AUGAAGACAGGUGAUGAAGAUGAGAAAAAAGGAAUUUGUCGAUUGGUGACAGGAAAUGGUCAAAAAGGCUUUCACCUGCUCAUCAUCAAACCAUGGAGAGAGUCAUUGACAUUCCUUGAAGAGUUCAUAAAAUCCUCCUCUAGUGAGACCCAAGAUGAUGUUAGUACCACCAGUAGAGAGUCUAACAACAGCUCCAACAGCAAUAGCAACACCAGUCUUCCAAGCAUUGCUGCCACAUCUGCACUGAACAUCCCCACCUCGACAAUGGCGGCGACGGCUAACGUCCGCCUGCCCAUUUCGGACAAGAGGGCCCUCUUUCAAGAGAAAGUGCGGCAGAGUAACGAAGCGUGUCAGAACGCAGACUUCCAGCGAGCCAUACGCCUCUACACUGAAGCACUGGACCUGGAUCCAGCCAAUCAUAUAUUGUACAGUAACCGCUCGGCAGCGCAUGUGAAGUUGAAAGAUUACGAGAGGGCACUCACGGAUGCGAUCAAGGCCAGGGAACUAAAUCCAAAGUGGCCAAAGGGUAGCCACUUCAGUUGUAAGCUGCUCUUUCGCAGGAGGCACUGUGUAACAGGCCGAGUGCCUGGCAAGAAGGCAGAAGGGCCCACCUUCAUACGUCUUCUAUAUGAAUCAGCCGGGAUUGAACCUUCUGUUGACGAGGAGGGAUCUUUAAACACUGACCAGUGACCACCAUGCCAAGUGUGACUUCCUUCAAUUUCUUUAGUUUUAGCUCAUCGAAUGAGGACUGUGGCUACAUGUAAUUUCAUUCAGAUUUUUUUCUUCUCAUCUUUGCAAGAGCUUCACUGUCUCAUAGACAUUAAAAACAAAUUGUGUUGCAUCUGUUUCUUAUUUCAAUGGUUAACUCAGUUUAAACUAGUUAAACAAAUGAUUGAAAUUAAUGAUUAAAAAAAUCAAAAUUCUGCAUUUACAUGUAUUGCAUCACUUGUCCGAGACAACAUGAGAACAUAUAAAAUAUGGCAGCAGUGCUUAUUUUUAGCUCCAGUAUCACAGCAAUCACAAAUGAACUUUGACACCUUCAUACUGUGCAUUAAACCUAUUUGAUGGUUGAAAUGACAGGUGGUAUAUUAGUGACAAGCCUAACUACCUCACUUAUUCCAUAACUAGGUCUUUUGAUUCAUGCUGAUUUCUAUUUGUAGGGAGAGAGAGCAUAAUGAUGGGGCAAAACAAACGUGUGUACCUGUGUGGAUAACGAAAAAGGCCAAGUUCAAAAUGUUUUAAGACAAUAUAUUUCUUUACUUCUUCCUGAUCUACAUGUAUGCUCGCCAUAACUCAAAGGAUACCCCUGUGACCGAUUGGUAUCAAAUGAUACACAUAAAUCUUGAGCUGCAAUUCAUCUAGAACGUUUAGAGUUUGAUAAUGUUCCCUUGCCUUUUCUGAAAACUAGAUCUUUAUGGCUCUGUAUCUACAUGUACAUGUACAUCUGACACUGCCUUUGAUUGUCUCAUUUUCAAACUUUACUUUUUAUUCUAUAGUCUUCGACUGAAUCACUGAAAUUCCACACCUUCAGAAUGUUGACACAAGCAUCCAUAAAUAUAUUUGUUCAAACAUUUCACAAUAGACUCCCUUUCGUCAUAAUCAAAUUGCCCGGUCUCAAACUCCACCCCAUACAAAGUUACAGUAGCGGCAAGCAUGUGACCCCGUACCGAAUCCAUUGGUACAGAGUUGUGCCAGAAGCGACAGCCCUCUGCCACUGCUCAUAAAAAAUUGAACACAUAUUGAGCAGAGUUUAUAUAUGUUGCCGUGGUAAUGACCCUUCGCCUAAAGGGGACUCCCUUGCAAGUACUGUACUGGCUUGCUAGAUCUUUGUCUCUUUCUCCCUCUCUCCCUUUGUUUCGUAAGAAGGGCAGUCGAGGUAUAUCCAGAGUCAAGUAGGUUGGUUAGGAGAAAUAGGUUCAUAAUCAACAUUAUUCAAAGAAAAUGCAUUUCAAUUGAAAGUUUGAAUCAAAUUUAUAAGUAAUUGUAUAAUUAUUUGCCUAAGCAUAUCACAAAUUUUAGAGUUACAUGUAGAUCUGAAAUUACAAUAGAGGAGUAAAGUGCAUGUUGAUCACAUCAUUUUCUGUUUUACAUAUAGUUCUUUUAAUUCAUCUUCGGGUAUGUCUAAAGUCAUUUUUAGCAACAAAACAACUACAGAACACAGGAUAAUGAUCUUAAAAUUUAAAUAGUAGCAUAGUACAUUUUAAGUUUAUGUAUGCAGAUUUUUCAUUUUUUUCCAUACAUGCUAAAGUGCCUUUCCCUCUGAAUUUGAGUUGUGUCUACAUCAUUUCAAUUAGAAUAAUUUUGAAUUUUAUUUAGAUAUUGUGAGAUUUAGUUAUUUCAUUGGAUUCCCUAAGUGAUUAGUAUGAAAUCUUAAAUGAAAAUCCACAACAACCAUACUGAAACAAUUGUUGACAUGUAGUCUUGACUUGGAGUCAUUGGUCUGACAAAAUUUGAAUACAGAGUACCCGGUAUGCACCUCUACACCACUUAUUUUCAAGUUUAGAGUUACCCAUGAAAUCUGCAAACAAUACCUCAUACAUUAAUAAUGAGAACAUUUAUAUUGUUGUGUUACGUGUAUCUUAUUGCAGUUACUGAUUUUUCUUUAGAACUUUGGCCACCAAAAGGUUUGAACUAUUGUCAAUUACAAUAUUACAGACUUUCUUGUGGACAAUCAGUGGUCUUUAAAUGUACAUGUAGCUUUUAGCCACUUUCUUUCUGUGUUUGGGGCUUUGUUUCAUAUUUGUGCUGAUUUGUUUAUAAAGCUCACCAGGGACAAAAUAUAAUGUGAUUUUAUUCUAUCAUUGUUGUUGUGUGGCUACAUUAAGUUAACUGACCUACAUGUAGAUUCUGUUUCAUUUACUUUAUUGAGAAACAUUUUUUUUUCAUUGUCUAGUAAAUAAAAUAAAGGGGGCUCUCCUCACCAAUGAAUAAACAAGAUUGUGUCUAAUAUAGUACAUAUUUAAAUGAGAUAUGAUACCACUGUUGAAUUAAGUUUUCAGAAAAAAUAUUGAGUUGAUCUUCCUUGUCAAUGGAUGUCUGUUUCAACACCUUCUGGUACAUAGUAAAAAUUUCAUUGAGACCAACUUCAAAUGAUAUAUUUCAAAAUGAUAGCCACUGACAUUGUUGACAAUUUUUUUUUUAAAGUUUGUACUAAGCCUGAGUCGAAUCGAUUUUAAAAUCGAUGUUCGAUCGAUGUCAUCGAACGCCGGUGCAGAUUUUGCAAAAUCGGUGCAUCGAAAAAAAAAAAAAAAUACGUCGGCCGGCCGAUUCAUUUGGUUCACACAAUCAGACAUCAAAAUAAACAGUAAUAUCCAACUUGACUACUACUUACUUCAUUUAUAUUGCCCCCAAAAUGAAACCGAUUGUGUAAUUAUGAUGCCUAUUCACCAUUAAUUUGAAGUUUAUUUCGAUCAUAGUUCGAGUCUUACUCGUCUGCCCGGCUCGUCUGCUCGUGCCGAGAUAAUUUAUGCACGAUGAAUUUAUGAAUGGAAGUCGCCAUUCAUCGUGCAUGCGCAGUACCGUACUGUCAAUCAUAUCAGAAAAUGGCCGGAAAAUUGAUGCGAUCAACGUAAAGUAUAUCUUGCUUUUCAUGAACAAUAUUAAUAUCAUGACCAUAGAACAUGAUUUAAUCGUAAUAUUUAACAAUAAUUUGCAUAUGAUAAUCAUUAAUAUGAACUUAGAGCUUGAUGUGAAACGUUUGUAUUUCGUUUAAAUUUUCAAUGGCGGACAUCACAUGACGAUCGACUUGAGUGAGUGCA
Messenger RNA from Lytechinus pictus (painted urchin), 3758 nucleotides. Its product is annotated as WD and tetratricopeptide repeats protein 1-like. The record is from RefSeq and is a predicted model, not a curated record. Lineage: Eukaryota; Metazoa; Echinodermata; Echinoidea; Temnopleuroida; Toxopneustidae. The transcript has 3 exons. The coding region runs from base 1 to 690 and encodes 229 amino acids. Gene Ontology annotation, molecular function: Hsp90 protein binding.